Messenger RNA from Styela clava, 2746 nucleotides. Its product is annotated as sodium/nucleoside cotransporter 1-like. The record is from RefSeq and is a predicted model, not a curated record. Lineage: Eukaryota; Metazoa; Chordata; Ascidiacea; Stolidobranchia; Styelidae. Gene Ontology annotation, biological process: nucleoside transmembrane transport. Gene Ontology annotation, cellular component: plasma membrane. Gene Ontology annotation, molecular function: nucleoside:sodium symporter activity.
AGAUUUUUAUGUAUCUGCAGUUCCAUUAGUAAUGUUUUAAGUGAUACACGCAUCCAAUAUGACGUCAUUUUCGAGUUUCAAAGAACCGGAUAUCGGAGUUGAAAGCGGAAUAGAUGGGCAUUACAACCCUACUUUUGAAGGCGAUGAAACUACAGGAAAACACAAGAAGAAAAACGGAUACGGUGGGAACACAAAUGAAAAAUCUUCACAUUAUGAAGACGUUGAUUCAAUAAGCAGCGAGAGACAAGCUGAAGGAGAAAAAGACAGACAGGAACGAUGUGAUAACGACGGCAUUGGCGAGGAACUUGAAUAUGAAGAAAAUAAAGCUGUUAAAUGCAUAGUGACACCUUUACAGCACAUUGGAAGAUUUUUGACGAAGCAUCAAGCGAUUGUAGAAAAAAUUGUCACCAUUGUCUUAGUCUUAUUCUAUAUAGGAUACAUGAUCGCAGCUCUCAUCCGUGAUUUUGAUCGAGCAAUUGCUUUACUCGUGAUUUUCUGCUUGGUCCUGUUCUUCCAGAUAUAUGCGUUCAUACGAGAUAGAUGGGGAAGUAAUGUAUGGGAAGUAUGGAAGCCAGUUUACUUCUCCAUUACAAACAAUAUGUAUUGGAUCAAAUGGGUUUGCAUUUUGAUAUUACUCGGAUUGUUGGCAACUUGGAUAGCAUUAGAUACAUCAAAACGACCUCAACAACUCAUAUCGAUGGCUGGUUACAUCGUAUUUGUGUUCUGUCUGUUUUUGGCGUCAAAAUACCCAGCACGGGUGCGAUGGAGGCCGGUGUUCUGGGGUCUUGGAAUUCAAAUCGUACUGGGCAUGUUUAUUUUGAGAACACAAGCUGGAUUUGAUACAUUUAAUUGGCUGGGAUACAUUGCUCAGACAUUCCUUGAUUUUGUAGAUGCAGGAAGCAUAUUUGUCUUUGGAGAUUUAUAUUAUCAACAUUAUUUUGCUUUCAAGGUGCUUCCGAUUGUGAUAUAUUUCAGCUCAUUUAUUUCUAUUCUAUAUUAUCUUGGAGCAAUGCAGUGGUUAAUUUAUAAAAUUGCAUGGUUGAUGCAAUUUUCAUUGGGAACGUCGGCGACAGAAUCUAUGUGUGCUGCUGGCAAUAUAUUUGUUGGGCAAACGGAAUCUCCUUUGUUGAUUCGACCUUAUAUCAAAGAUGUAACAACAUCUGAAUUGUUUGCGAUCAUGACUGCUGGAUUUGGUACUAUUGCCGGUAGCGUAUUGGGUGCAUACCUUGGUUUUGGGAUUCAAGCUGUUUAUGUCAUCACAGCAUGUGUUAUGGCGGCACCUUGUGCGCUGGCAAUAGGAAAGUUAAUGUAUCCCGAAACAAAGAAGUCCAAGUUUGCGACCCUAGCUGGUCUUGAACUCGACCCACCAGAACAGAGAAAUAUUGUUGAAGCAGCAUUCGUUGGAGCAUCUUCAGCAUUACCAUUGGUCUUAAAUAUUGCCGCGAAUUUGAUCGCAUUUAUAUCUCUUCUGGCUGCCAUAAAUGGAGGUUUGAGCUGGUACGGUGGCCUCAUGGAUUAUCCACAACUCAGUUUUGAGCUUAUUUGUUCGUAUGUGUUUUUACCAAUCACCUUCCUGAUGGGAAUCGAAUGGCAAGAUUGUUUCAAGUGUGCAGAAUUACUGGGUACAAAAAUCUUCCUCAAUGAAUUUAUUGCUUAUGAGGAAUUAGCUCGAUUGAUUGAUAAUAAAAAUAACGGGACAUUUCCAAGAGAAAAUGAUGAUGAAACUGUCAACUGGAUCAGUGACAGAUCUGAAGCCAUUAUUACUUAUGCUUUGUGUGGGUUUGCAAAUGUUGGAUCUUUGGGAAUCAUGCUCGGGGGACUAGGUUCGAUGUGUCCUGAACGACAAAGUGAAAUGGCUAAAAUUGUGAUCAAAGCAUUGAUUGCUGGAAUAUUUGUCAGUAUAUUGAAUGCUUGCGUUGCCGGUUUUCUGUAUCUUCCACCACAACCUAACUGCACAACGAUAUUAAGCUAUGAUUGCUGGUAUUGUACGGAAGAAAAAAACGUUUAUCUUUGCUGCGAGGAUUCUGUAGGAAUAGAUUUAUCAACCACAGAUUCUGAACGUUGUUGUGACUAUGAUUGGUCUAAUGGAUUCAAUGAUUUGCAAUGUACUAACGAAACUUUAUUAUUUUAAAUAUGCAUCAAACCAUUUUGGAACUAAAGACAUUUUGCGAGCGACAUCUAGUGAUCACUUUUUUUACUCUGCCGUGCCCUCUGGUGGACGUUCAUAAUUAUGCUUGUUUUUAUUUCUCAUUUUUAAACUUACUUUAUAUCAAACAUCAGAGAAAUCUGGAAAAUUUCAAAGCAAAUCGGAAUCCCCCUUGUUAAAGAAAUUAUUGUCAUAAUUACUGCAUCACUCGUUAAUUACUUAUAAGCGUAUUUGCAAUCUAAUAUUCAUACAAGGAAUUGAAGAAGAACCAGAGUGCAAUAGUUUACAUUAGGGGGCAGAAAUAAAGUUAUCAAAAAAAAAACAAGAGAUCAAUACUCAAAUAUAUGAACACGGAGGCCAAAACGAAGUAGUACCGUACGGGUAUGGAAUCUUUUACAGUACCGGUAGUCUGACCACCAUCUGACCGAGAUGUUAUCACAAAACCACGGCAUGCAAAUUUUAAUUUUGAUGACGUCAUCACAUAAAUCUUCGUAGUGAAAAACGAAUCUAUAGAGUCACAGCUAUUCUUGAAAUAAAAGUAAUAGUCUUCUAGCGAUAACAACAAGCUUUAACCAUUGAAAUUUUCAAAGCAAUUAGUCC